Messenger RNA from Spea bombifrons (plains spadefoot toad), 4579 nucleotides. RefSeq names its product xanthine dehydrogenase (gene XDH). The transcript is spliced from 36 exons. The record is from RefSeq and is a predicted model, not a curated record. The coding region runs from base 119 to 4120 and encodes 1333 amino acids. Lineage: Eukaryota; Metazoa; Chordata; Amphibia; Anura; Pelobatidae. Gene Ontology annotation, molecular function: 2 iron, 2 sulfur cluster binding; iron ion binding; molybdopterin cofactor binding.
UUAUUAUCUAAACUCCCAGAAUAUUUUAAACGAAUCAUCGGUGACCUGGACAGAGUUUAAACAUCUUCGGGAGAAAAAAAGAUUUUUUCAGAAUUAAUUUUUUUUGCGCAGAGCUGUAAUGGAUUUAGAUCGACCUGUUGAUGAGCUGAUUUUUUUUGUGAAUGGGAAAAAGGUCAUUGAGAAAAAUGCUGAUCCUAAGAUGACUUUAUUGACCUAUCUGCGGAGGAAAUUGGGGUUGCCUGGAACUAAACUUGGCUGCGGAGAAGGAGGAUGCGGAGCUUGCACCGUCAUGAUAUCCCGAUACAAUGAAUUCAAGGCAAAGAUUGAACAUUAUUCGGCAAACGCUUGCCUGGCACCCGUCUGCUCCCUGCACCAGUGUGCCGUAACGACUGUCGAAGGCAUUGGAAGCACAAAAACAAGACUUCACCCCGUUCAAGAACGCAUUGCAAAAAGUCACGGAUCACAAUGUGGCUUUUGCACCCCCGGCAUUGUGAUGUCCAUGUAUUCGUUGCUUCGAAAUAAUCCAGAGCCCACCAUGGAGGAGAUUGAAACAACGUUCCAAGGGAACCUGUGUCGUUGUACCGGAUACCGACCGAUUCUCCAAGGAUUUAAGACGUUUAGCAAGGACGGAUGUUGCGGUAAAAAGACUGCGAACGGCUGCUGUAUGAACGGCAAAGAAGAAGCGGCGACUCCUAUCUCUUCAGCUCUCUUCGACCCAACCGAGUUCAAGCCAUUGGAUCCAACACAAGAAGUAAUAUUUCCUCCAGAAUUACUGACGCAUAAAGCCAGGCAGAUGAAGCAGAUUUACUUUAAAGAAGGCAGCGUGAUGUGGAUUCAGCCCUCCGACCUGAACGAGUUACUGACACUUAAAUCCAAGUACCCUGAAGCACGACUGGUGGUGGGAAACACGGAAGUGGGCAUUGAAACAAAGUUUAAAAAUCUGCAUUACCCGGUGAUAAUAUCGCCUGGAUGGGUUUCGGAAUUAAACGCAAUCGAGCACACCCAGGAAGGGAUCUGCUUCGGCGCUGCCUGCACACUGACCACCGUGGCUGAGGUCCUGACGAAGGCCGUAGCUGAUCUCCCGCUGUAUAAAACCGAAGUGUUCAGAGCGGUCCUGGAGCAGCUGAGGUGGUUCGCCGGACACCAGAUCCGGAAUGUUGCGGCCAUCGGAGGAAAUAUAAUGACAGCAAGUCCAAUAUCUGAUCUCAACCCGGUUUUCAUGGCAAGCGGAAGCAAACUGAAUCUCAUCUCUAUCGAAAGUAAAAGAAGCGUCCUGAUGGAUGGAAACUUCUUCACUGGGUACAGAAAAACAUUGGUGGAGCCUCAGGAAAUACUGCUGUCCGUUGAGAUUCCCUUCUCGCGAAAGUGGGAAUAUUUCUCAGCCUUCAAACAAGCUACAAGACGGGAGGACGACAUUGCAAUAGUGACCAGCGGAAUGAGGGUCCUCUUCAAUGCCGAGAGCCACCAGGUAGCGCAGGUUCAGCUGAGCUAUGGAGGCAUGGCCCCUGUUACUGUCCUGGCUACGAGCACAUGCAAGGAACUCAUUGGCAGGGACUGGGAUGACGAUUUGCUUCAGGACGCCUGUCGCCUACUGGCCCAGGAGAUGACCCUGUCACCCAGCGCCCCAGGAGGAAUGGUGGAGUUCCGUCAAACCCUAACCCUCAGCUUUUUCUAUAAGUUCUACCUCACUGUGCUCAAGAAGCUGGCAUUGGAUCUCAAAGGGAAAAAUAAUGUGGAGAAAAUACCUCCUAGUUAUGAAAGCGCAACUGAACUGUUCCACAAUCCUUACCCGACCGGCGCACAGCUGUUUCAGGAGGUUCCAGUAGGAGAAGACGAUGAAGAUGUUGUGGGAAAGCCACUGAUGCACCUUUCUGCGAUGAAGCAGGCGACGGGAGAGGCUGUGUACUGCGACGACAUACCUCACUACGAGAAUGAACUCUACUUAGCCCUGAUAUCCAGCACCAAGGCUCACGCUAACAUUAUCUCAGUUGACACGGCAGAAGCUGAGUGCAGCCCUGGCUUUGUCUGCUCUCUGUUUGCUAAAGACAUUCCGGGAAGUAACAUCACUGGAAUUUUACAUGAUGAGACAAUCUUCGCUGACAAUGUGGUGACUUGCGUGGGUCACAUUAUAGGCGCCAUUGUUGCAGACACCCAGGAACAUGCGCAGAGAGCCGCAAAGCUUGUGAAAAUUUCAUAUGAAGUCCUUACACCCGUCGUUACUAUACAGGAAGCCAUUGAAAAUAAAUCAUUUUAUCAGCCAAUCAAGACGAUGGAAAAUGGAAAUCUCCAGAGGGGAUUGGAGGAGGCGGAUCACAUUCACGAAGGAGAAAUUCAUAUCGGCGGACAAGAACAUUUCUACCUGGAAACAAACUGCGCGAUCGCUGUGCCCAAAGGGGAAGACGGGGAGAUGGAGCUCUUUGUUUCCACGCAGAAUACGACUAAGACGCAGUCCUUCGCGGCAAGUGCCGUAGGUGUUCCUUACAACAAGAUUGUGGUUCGGGUAAAGCGAAUGGGCGGGGGGUUCGGAGGAAAGGAGUCUCGAAGCACCAUCUUAUCGUCCGCCGUGGCGGUGGCAGCAGCAAAGACUGGCCGACCGGUGAGAUGUAUGCUGGACAGGGAUGAAGACAUGCUUUUAACUGGUGGCAGACAUCCUUAUGUGGGACGCUACAAGGUCGGAUUUACAAAGAAUGGCAGAGUGACAGCUUUAGAGGUUUCUUAUUAUGCCAACGCCGGGAACUCACAGGACCUGUCCCAUGGGAUCAUGGAUAGGACCUUGUUCCAUAUGACCAACACUUACAAAAUACCCAACAUUAAAGGUACCGGGUACCUGUGUAAAACCAACUUACCAUCUAAUACUGCAUUUCGUGGCUUCGGUGGACCUCAGGGAAUGUUGGUUGCGGAGUGCUGGAUAAACGACAUUGCCCAAACAUGUGGACUACCAGCAGACCACGUCAGAAAAUUAAACUUAUACAAGGAAGGAGACUUAACUCAUUUUAACCAGAGGCUGGAGCAGUUCACGUUACCCAGGUGCUGGGACGAAUGUCUCAGGAACGCCAACUACCAUAAGAGACGGCUUUCCGUGGAAGAGUUUAACAGGCAGAAUCGAUGGAAGAAGAGAGGAAUCGCAAUAAUUCCGACCAAGUUUGGAAUAAGUUUCACUCUCACUCAACUAAACCAGGCUGGAGCUCUGAUCCAUAUUUACACAGAUGGGUCGGUUCUCCUCACCCACGGUGGGACGGAGAUGGGUCAAGGGCUUCACACCAAGAUGAUCCAGGUGGCCAGUAAAGCCUUAGGAAUACCACCAUCCAAAAUAUUCAUAAGCGAGUCAAGCACCAAUACGGUCCCAAACGCAUCUCCAACUGCGGCCUCCGUCAGCUCUGACCUCAACGGAAUGGCAAUUUAUAAUGCGUGUCACAAAAUCUUGAAACGUUUGGAACCCUAUAAAUUAUCCAACCCUGGAGGAACCUGGGAAAGUUGGGUGGCUGCUGCUUAUGUGGACAGGGUGAGCUUAUCAGCCACUGGAUUUUAUAAAACCCCCGAUAUUGGAUAUGACCCUGUGAAGAAUGAAGGCAAUGCAAGUAGUUAUUUUAGUUAUGGUGUGGCCUGCUCUGAAGUGGAGAUUGACUGUUUAACCGGAGAUCACAAGAACUUACGUACAGACAUAGUAAUGGAUGUUGGAACCAGCCUGAACCCUGCUAUAGAUAUAGGACAGAUUGAAGGCGCUUUUGUUCAGGGCAUGGGCCUUUUCACGUUAGAAGAGAUGAGAUAUUCUCCCGAUGGAUUCCUGUACACCCGGGGUCCAGGGAUGUACAAGAUCCCCGCAUUUGGGGACAUUCCUUCUGAAUUUAAUGUAUCACUUCUACGAGACUGUCCAAACAGCAAAGCUAUUUAUUCCUCCAAGGCUGUCGGAGAACCUCCACUAUUUUUGUCGGCCUCCAUAUUUUUUGCCGUAAAGGAUGCCAUUACGUCAGCGAGGGCAGAGUCUAAUAUUACAGGACUUUUUCAACUGGACAGCCCUGCCACCCCAGAGAGGAUUCGCAACGCCUGCAUCGAUAACUUCACUAAGCUGUGUCCAGUCGCAAAGCCGGGAACCUUUAAGCCGUGGGCUGUAACGGUGUGAAACAGAAUCAAUCCUGAGUGCAAAUGCUGUUUAUAAUCACCCGUUGUAUAUUGUCUAUAAAAUAAAUGGCACUGAAAAAUCCAUUUUAAAAAUAACAAUAAUAUGUGUGGUUGUACUUUGUGAAUGUAUUUUGGUUGGAAGGGAAAGCUGCGUGGGGCAGGGCAUGUGGUCCUUUUAUUUGAAAGGUUUUAUGUUGAUCGUUUUUUUAACUUAUCUGCGGAUGCUCAGGGUGUAAAUAGGAAAAUGAGUAAAAUGAUAACGAGAAAGGAGAACAGAAUAACAAAAUUCCUAACGUGUGUUUGGAGGCACAGAAAUCGGCUUUGUCAGGGGUCAGCAGUGGCAAUUAUGAUGCAAAGCCUGUGACUAUGUCUGUGCAGAAGAUCUUGGGGUCCAGAUGCUUUAAGUAUGAUGUUCUAUCUAAUAGGCUGAAUUUAAUAAAACUCUAAUUCUAUUAAUUUA